AAGAUCUCUCCCGGGUACCUGGGGCACCGGGAGUUACCCUAUAGCCCCCAAUCUCUCCCAGCUCUCCUUGCCACACUCGGGGCCCCUGGUCAUCCUGAUGGGUAGAGAUGUGGCCCAGUCCACAGCCGCCCAGGGUCCGGAGCCCCCGGGGCAGGCGCCUUGGAGAAGGAGGUGAGGGAGGGGAGCGAGCCGCGCCCUCGGGCCGACCUGGAGGGCGCCGCGGCCGCAGCCCGAGGGCCCCGCGUCGCUCUCCCGAGCCAGGGUUCUCGGGAGCAGGCCGCGCAGGAGACGUUGGCGGGAGGGGUUCGUAGCUGUUGGGGGAACCGGCUCCUGGGGAACAGUCCUUUCCAGGGUGGCCACCGUGGGCAGGCCGCCGUCCGCCCUCCCUGCGGACGCCGGCCAGAGGGGCGCGAGUGGCGACGUGCAGCGCGGUGCGCCCGGCACGCCCAGCUUUGCGGCUCAGGAGCCCGGGGCUGCGCGGUUAACCGCGCCGGGUAGCGCCCCGGGGGACCGAGCAUCAGCCGGCGGCGCUGCAGCAGGUUGUGGCUUGCUAGGGGAUGCGUCGCCACAGUUCCAAGAGUGGAGUCGUUCUGCCUCCGGUGGGCCAAGGUCCUGAGGCUUGCCAGAUGCUCACUCGAGCUCAGCUCGGCCAGGAUCCCCCACAGAGAACCGUACUAGGGGUGUUGACUGAAAAUGAGCAGUACAGGAGGACCUGUGGCCAGGAGAUCACAACAAUCAGAUGUUUUUCUGGAUCAGAAAAUGUCUUCCCUGGGGCUGGAAAGAAAGUGCUCCCUGACCAUGGGGUCAACGAGCCAGCCAAGCAUGGAUUUGAUAUCUACAUGGAUGAGCCCGAACAGGGCGACCGAGACAGCUGCCCAGCGAGAGAGGGGAUAGUAUUUGAGGAUGUGUACGAAGUAGACACAAGCAUGCUCAAGUCAGACCUCCACUUCCUGCUGGAUUUCAACACAGUUUCUCCAAUGCUGGUCGACUCCAAUGCCCAUGCCCAGUCAGAGGAAGCGACAGAUUUUGGCUCAGAUGUGAUUAAUGUAACGGAAUAUGCUGAAGAGAUUCACCGUUACCUGCGAGAAGCUGAAGUAAGACACAGACCCAAGGCUCACUACAUGAGGAAGCAGCCGGACAUCACGGAGGGCAUGCGCGCCAUCCUGGUGGACUGGCUGGUGGAGGUCGGGGAAGAGUAUAAACUUCGCACAGAGACCCUGUACUUGGCUGUCAACUUCCUGGACAGGAAAUACGAAGAGAUAUACCCACCCGACGUGGACGAGUUUGUCUACAUCACCGACGACACGUACACAAAGCGACAGCUCCUGAGGAUGGAGCAUCUGCUACUGAAGGUUCUAGCAUUUGAUUUGACUGUUCCCACCACCAACCAGUUCCUCCUUCAGUACUUAAGGCGGCAAGGAGUGUGCAUCAGAACCGAGAACCUGGCCAAGUAUGUUGCAGAACUGAGCCUUCUCGAAGCUGAUCCAUUCUUGAAAUAUCUUCCUUCCUUGGUAGCUGCAGCAGCUUACUGUCUGGCAAACUAUAUUGUGAACAGGCACUUCUGGCCAGAAACCCUCGUCGCGUUUACGGGCUACUCCUUAAGUGAAAUUGUGCCUUGCCUGAGUGAGCUGCAUAAAGCAUGCCUCAGUAUACCCCAUCGACCUCAGCAAGCCAUCAGGGAGAAGUACAAGACUUCAAAGUACCUGCACGUGUCCCUCAUGGAACCGCCCGUAGUUCUUCCUCUGCAGUGAGCGGCGGAGCUGAAGUACCGCCAGGACACAAGAGCCACAUCAGCAGGCUUGCUCUCUCUGAGUCGUUACAGGUUUCCACAGUUUGG
Messenger RNA from Peromyscus eremicus (cactus mouse), 1837 nucleotides. It is a transcript of the gene Ccna1, whose product is annotated as cyclin A1. Gene Ontology annotation, biological process: regulation of cyclin-dependent protein serine/threonine kinase activity; mitotic cell cycle phase transition. Gene Ontology annotation, cellular component: cytoplasm; nucleus; cyclin A2-CDK2 complex. The transcript has 9 exons. NCBI's taxonomy places the organism in Eukaryota, Metazoa, Chordata, Mammalia, Rodentia, Cricetidae. The coding region runs from base 558 to 1751 and encodes 397 amino acids. The record is from RefSeq and is a predicted model, not a curated record. Gene Ontology annotation, molecular function: cyclin-dependent protein serine/threonine kinase regulator activity.